Nicotiana tabacum (common tobacco) is the source of this 1074-nucleotide messenger RNA. The record is from RefSeq and is a predicted model, not a curated record. Lineage: Eukaryota; Viridiplantae; Streptophyta; Magnoliopsida; Solanales; Solanaceae.
AUGCUGGUGCUAAGGGCCAUGAUGACCCUUUUUCAUGAUAUGAGUCACAAAGAGAUUGAGGUGUAUGCGGAUGAUGUCAUCAUCAAGUCUCAAAAAAGUUUAGAACAUUUGGAUGAGUUGAGGAAAUUUUUCGAAUGCUUGCAGAGGUACUGCUUGAAGUUGAACCCGACAAAAUGCGUGUUCGGAGUCCCUGCUGGAAAAUUGUUAGGUUUCUUAAGCAAAAAGGGGAUAGAAUUGAAUCAAUCAAAAAUCAAAGCCAUGCAGGAGUUGCCACCACCCAAGAUUAAGAAAUAUGUGAUGAUUUUCCUGGCACGACGAAACCGGAAGAAAGGAGCAGACCAUCUAAUACUUAAGGAAGAAGUUCACACCAUGCAAGGCCAAAUACACUUUGAUAGAGCGCGUUUGUUGUGCUUUGACUUGGAUCACCCAGAAUUUGAGGCAUUACAUGUCAGCGUACACUAUGCAUUUGAUAUCUCGGCUCGACCCACUCAAACUAUCAAAGGACAAGCUCUAGCGGAACACCUUGCAGAGAAUCCAGCGGAUAAGGAAUAUAAGUCGCUCACUACGUACUUUCCCGACGAGGAGGUAUUGUUCGCUAGAGAAGAUAUUGUAGAAUCAUACCCUGGAUGGAGAAUGUUUUUCGAUAGAGCGGCGAAUUUUAAAGGAGUAGGAAUUGGGGCAGUCCUAAUUUUGAAAUCAGGACAGCAUUAUCCAGCAUCAACAAAGAUAAGAUUCCCUUGUACCAACAAUAUGGCCGAGUAUGAAGCAUGCAUCCUUGGGAUCAAGAUGGCAGUCGACAUGAACAUCACAGAGCUUUUGGUCAUAGGGGAUUCCGAUCUAUUGAUACAUCAAGUCCAAGGGGAGUGGUCUACCAAACAUUUCAUGAUCCUUCCAUACAUGCACCGUGUAAAAGAAUUAUGCAAGAAGUUUAUAAUGAUUGAGUUCAAGCACGUUCCCAGGAUCCAGAACGAGUUCACUGAUGCUUUUGCAACCCUAUCGUCCAUGAUUCAACAUCUAGAUAAGAAUUAUAUCGACCCUAUCGAGGUAGAGAUCAGGGAUCAACAUGCAUACUAA